UUGUGUAUCACACAACCUCCCAACAAAAACAAAUAUCAGCAAAGGUCAUGAUAUUGAAUUUUUUCAUCAAAGUACUGAAUUGAUGGUGUAAAUUAGUAGUUGUUUCACUGUUUCUCUCUCUUUAUUCACUAGUGUGACUGUGACCAUAUGUAGCAAGUCCUCUCUUAUUCUCCAAGUUAGGUGUGAGGGCACUUUGGCAAUUAUGUUCAAGAUAUUUCUCAGAGCAAUAACAGGGAAAACACUAUGCUUCUUCUCUAUGUCCACUUUGCUUAGUUUUUUUUAUUACAAAGCCCUCUGCACAUGUUCUCAGCAACAUGAUUCAUUGUUUAAUGGAGCUCCAUCAUCAAACUGGAGAUUCCAGCAUUCUCCCGUGAGACCUGGAGGCAGGAUGCAGAAUCUUGAGUCCAGCAGAUAAUGAUAGUUGUGUACACUCUAGACUAUUUAUUCUAAAGGAAAGCUUCCUGAGUACCUUUAAUAAAUAAAAUGGGUUAUUAAGUUAUUCUAUUCUAGAAAGGGGCGAACCAUGAAUAUAUUGGUAUUUUUUGUGUUUAUUCGCUGCAUUAAAUCAGCUCUGACUUCCCCUUCUAUCGUGUGUGGCUACUGCAAUGGCUGUGAAACACAGAGGAAUGCACAGUGUCCCAGCGGGGUCACCCAACCCCACAAUCCAACCCAACAGAGAGCUGAGUUCCAAACCCAGAAACCCCUGGCUGCCUCCUGUCUGACCACCAGGGCACAGAGCCUCACCUUUGAUGCUAAAUGGAUUGUGGUGUGGUCACGAGAAGGACAGAGCAUAACCGAGAAGAGAGAAUAGAGUGUUGUACAAUGUGCUAGGAGUGAAGGAAAGAAGACAAGCUCUGUUGUUUUUCUGAUAUUCUUGAGGUGUCAGAGAGACCGAACAGGACGCAGAGAUGGGACGGAAGAAGAUACAGAUCACGAGGAUCAUGGAUGAGAGGAACAGGCAGGUUACUUUCACGAAGAGGAAGUUUGGGCUAAUGAAGAAGGCCUAUGAGCUCAGCGUUCUAUGUGACUGUGAGAUAGCCCUGAUCAUAUUCAACAGCUCAAACAAACUCUUUCAGUAUGCGAGCACUGAUAUGGACAAAGUCCUGCUCAAAUACACUGAGUACAAUGAGCCCCACGAGAGCAGAACCAACUCCGACAUUGUCGAGAAAUUAAGAAACAAAGGCCAUAAUGACCUGUGUGCCAGUCCUGAUCCAGAUGACUGUUUUGGGCACAGCCCCCUCAUGGACGACCGUUUCGGCAAACUAAGCGAAGAGAGUGAUUUAAUGUACAAGCGCUGUGGUCCCACAGCGCUGCCCCAGCAGAACUUCCCCAUGCAUGUGGCAGUUCCGGUCUCCAACCAGAACACCAUGUCCUACCACCCAGGAGGAUCCAUGAGCAGCCAGGCCCUGGCCCAGGCCGCAGCCUCUCUGAGUGACAGCGGGAUGCUCCCCCCCCCUCAGUCCUCCUUACACAGAAACGUGGGCUCCAGCGGGGGCCAGCAGAGGCCCCCCACUCAAGGCAAUGCGGGGAGCAGCUUUGUCAACUCCAGGGGCUCUCCGGGACUCCUGGGCACACCCAGCGGGAACGGCCUGGGGAAAGUCAUGCCCACCAAGUCUCCACCGCCCCCUGGAGUGAACAUGGGGAUGGGAAACCGCAAGCCAGACCUGAGAGUGGUGAUCCCCCCAUCCAGCAAAGGCAUGAUGCCCCCACUGUCAGAGGAAGAGGAAAUGGAUUUGAACACCCAAAGGCUAAGCAGCUCCCAGUCCCAGCCACUGGCCACCCCAGUAGUGUCUGUCACCACCCCCAGCCUGCCCCCCCAAGGCCUGGUCUACUCAGGCAUGCCCACCGCUUACAACACCGAGUACUCCCUGAGCAGUGCAGAGAUCUCCUCCCUACAGGGCUUUGGCUCUCCAGGGCUCUCUCUGGGCUCCAUGUCGGCAUGGCAACAACAUCAACUGGGUCAGGCAGCUCUCAGCUCUUUGGUGGGUGGUGGUCACCUACCUCAGGGCUCCAACCUCUCUAUCAACACCAGCCAAAACAUCAAUAUCAAGUCAGAGCCAAUCUCCCCUCCGCGGGAGCGCGUCACCCCCUCUGGCUUCCACCAGCAGCAGCAACAGCAGCGGCAUCAGCAACAGCAGCAGGCGUCCAGCCGGCAGGACCUGGGAAGCUCGCCAGUGGACAGCCUCAGCUCCUCCUGCAGCUCGUACGACGGCAGCGACCGUGAGGACCACCGGCCAGACUUCCACUCCUCCUCCAUGGGGCUGAGCAGACCCCCAGCCGGCACCGAGGACAACAGGGCGAGCCCUUCUGUCAAGCGCAUGCGCAUGGACACCUGGGUGACAUAGAGCCACCUGGUCAAGCCUCCAGUCACCAGCUAGUCCGAGGG
Messenger RNA from Coregonus clupeaformis (lake whitefish), 2386 nucleotides. RefSeq names its product myocyte-specific enhancer factor 2A. Gene Ontology annotation, biological process: cell differentiation; heart development; positive regulation of transcription by RNA polymerase II. NCBI's taxonomy places the organism in Eukaryota, Metazoa, Chordata, Actinopteri, Salmoniformes, Salmonidae. Gene Ontology annotation, molecular function: DNA-binding transcription factor activity, RNA polymerase II-specific; protein dimerization activity; RNA polymerase II cis-regulatory region sequence-specific DNA binding. The transcript is spliced from 10 exons. The record is from RefSeq and is a predicted model, not a curated record. The coding region runs from base 909 to 2345 and encodes 478 amino acids.